UCUAAUGCAGAUUUUAUUCAUUUCAUUUCUAAACUGGAAUCCGUUCAGCCCGACUGGGAUCGAGGGAACCCGUAGGCCAGCUGAUCGCUUUCCUCUGACGAUGGCUGCAUUAUUAUCAUUAUUAUUUUAUUAUUGUUAUUGUUGUCAACGGGGAUGAUCGCGCUCGUCUGUGGCAUAAAGACCACCUGUGCUGUUGUAAGCAGGGCAGUUGCCUCAUCUCUAGUCUUAUAUCAUUUAUUUGCACUUUGCAGAUGUAAAUUUCCCCCUUUUGCCAAACCAGCAGGCGGAACCUGAGCAUGUGCAGAUCCUCAGUCAGUGGUGCAUCAUGCUGGAUCAGGUUUAGGGUUUAAUGCCCUGCAGGAGAAUCAUGACUAGGAUGCAGGAAGGGUUCUGCUUGACAGAGUUUUACAGGCCUCGCUCAGCGUGCAGAAACUCAUUUAUGAUGGUAAUAAACAAAAUAAGCAGCUCCACAGGUAACACACCUGUAGUUCUGUUCAAAUCAAACAGACCCACUCAGGCACAGCUACAGCAGCAGGGUUAGAGGAGGUAACGGUGGAGUCCACCAUAGCAGCAGCGAUGUCUGAAUGUCUCCCGCCUUUGAUCAUCUGUCUAACUCAGACGAUGACGCAUGCUGCCAUGUGGCUCUACUCAUGUAACCAUGCUGAGAUCCCUCUGCUGCUGUGGUUGUGCUCUAUGACCCAGUUUGGUCCAGCUGUUGGAUGGAUCUUCUCACAUGUGUGUCUGGAAUACUUUGGUAAUUGGAGGAGUUCAUGUCCAACCCAAUACCAGGCCCAAAUCAUCAGCUCUCCACCACCGUGCUAACUGCUAUUAUGAGGUUCUGGUGUUUGCUGUGAAUCAUGAAUCUGUGGUCCUCAUGAGCAUCAUGUGGACCCCUGGGAAGCUCAUCAGCAUCUUAAGUGUUGUUCUUGGUGUGUGUAAACACACACCUACGCUCCAGACCGCCACAAGCCCCUAUCACGGUCGUUCUGAUGACAGUAGGGCUGAAUGAUGUCAGAAAAAACAUGCAGAUUUUUGGUUUACUUGUCUACGUUGUGAUAAAUCCACAUUUUCUUGACUCUCACCACGACGUAACAAAGCAUCCCUCACAACUCUAUCAUCUGGGUGCAGAGAGAUGGACAACACAACCAUGACAGCUCUAGCUAGCUGUGAGUAAGAGGAGGCAUCGUUGAGACGUGUUGUGACUAAACCGCAAGAAGAAACUUGGCACAAAAUUCAUUAAAAUAUUUUCACUGAUUGUUUUGUUUGUUGGUUGUUGCCUCAGCCUGGUGGGUUGUUGCUGUUUCUGAGUGUUCUGGCCUACUUUCAGCUCCUCUUCCAUGUCUAAUUCAUGUCCGUCUCCUCCCUUCUCAGGGAUGGCGCGCGCUCUGAGAGCCACUUAAUGCUGCUGUUUCAGGAAACUGGAACCAGCCUGAAAUCCAUGUUUGUUCCUGUUUGUUUGAGCAGUGGGGCCUAGCGAUGUGCUGCCCUCCUUUUAGCCUUAAGCCAAGCCUCGGACAGUUACCGGUUUUUAGCACGCUUUGCUGUAAGGGUGGAGGGAGUUUAAAGUUGCAUUAUGUACAAAUUACAGCAGAAGUUUCUGAUUCAGAAGAACAGAAACCUUUCCUGACGUGUGAUUAGACUGGAGACCUGUCCUGGACGUCCCCCACCUGCUGGCUGAUGGAGGCAGAGCAGCUCCCCGCGACUCUAGUGAGCAGGGUUCAGAGGAGGAAUGGAAACCAUUUAGUUCAGCUGCUUUUGAGUAAAAGUAAUAAAUGAUUAUCGGAGGCCUCCCGAAUGACCUCUGAGUUAUAUCCAACAGGACUGAUGAACUAACAGCUGAGCACAGAUUCCACAACAACUCAUGAAAACAGUGUUUUAUACAUCACUGUUGUUGCUUUCCACGAUUAUUUAUGUGUGUGAAAUUCACCAGCUGCAACAAAACGCAGCUCUUCACUACAACUAAACUUUAUUUAUAUAGCGCCUUCACAUGGCCCAAGGACCAAACAAAGCGCCGCACAACAGAAAUGAACAUGAAGAAAUAAAAACAUAUAAAACCAUUUAAAAACCAACAAAAACAUGCAGGUAAAGUCUAGGUGGGGGAGCAAAAAGUGCAAAGCCAUCCGUUAACGAGACUCCUCUUGAGUAAAAGCCAAAGAAUAAAAGUGUGUUUUCAGACGGCUCUUAGAAUUGCCGAGCGUGGUGGCCUGACACGUAGGUAGCUCAUUCCAGAGCCUCGGCCCCAGUACCGAGAAAGCACGACCCCCCCGAGAUUCCAGUCUGGUUGGGAACGACCAGCAGUCCUUGCUGUGCUGACCGAAGGUUCCUUGAGGGAACAUAAGGAUGGAUCAGAUCCGAUAGAUAUCAUGGAGCCAACUCAUUUAAACAUUAAAAACAAACACCAAAACUUUAAAUGAAAUUCUAAAGGAGACUGGAAGCCAGUGUGGGGAUGCCAAGACAGGCGUGAUGUGUUCAGAUCUCCUGGUACCAGUCAGUAACCUGGCUGCCGCGUUUUGGACCUUCUGUAGUUUGGCUUCAGGUGCACGCAGGGCUCAAGUCUGGCAGGAGUUUGUUAAAGGGAUCGUUCAGAUCCUCUGAAGAGGACUUCUGAGGAAAAGUUAAUUCAUUUCCUGCUGUAAAUCUUCUUAAAACUGAACUGGUUUUGAAUUUCACCCGAUUAUUGUAGCAUAAACAAGACAGUAGAGGCUGAAGCGUGUUCCUGUGUUGGAUCGCCUUCAUAGGAGGAAAACGUUGACGUUGGUGGAGCCCGUAGUUCUAACAAUAGGGUACUAGGUGAGUAGCUGCUGCAUUUCUGCUGCUUGUUGUGUCUCAGUGGCAGGAUGUCCGCCUCGCCUGCUGAUAGUUAACACAGAACCCAGAGCAGGGUCAGAAUUCAUUCGGGGAAACGGUACGACUCACGUUUGUUACCUUCAGAAGCGUUUUUAUCUGUAGAAACCAGGAGAGGAGGAAAGGCAUGGCCAGCAGUGGAGCAAGCGCAGCAGGAUACAUCACCCCAGAGGCCAUCGGCUUCCUGUCCGCGGUGGGUGUCUUCAUCGUGGCCUUGGCCCUCCUCUUCCUCUUCAUCAAUAAGAAACUCUGCUUCUCUCAUGUCGGUGGGUUGCCCUGUUUAGAGCAACGUGGACGCCACAAGAAGGGACGGUUCGGUGUCCUCCAGGGACUCGUGAACAGUUAUGGGGAAGAAGAUGAGUACAUCACCAGCUCCUCCGACAGCGAUGACGAGAUCCUGAAGCAGUUUGAGAUUUCCGUGUCGCGCUCGCAGAGCUUUCGCUCUGCAGCAGCUUGCACCACUUUGGAGUUGACCCACAAGGCUCAGCUACAGCUCGGUCGGUGCCACAAGUUCACUCGCUUGUCUGACCAGGAGGAGGGCAGCACGGAACCGUCAGACUGUGAAGAAAUGGAGGCUUCAGGCCAGAAGUCCUUCCUGGACCCACUCUGUGUGCUGGCAGAAAAGAGCGAGAGGACGUCCACGCUGUUUUUGGACAAAGCUGCUGGAGUGGAAGCAUCAGUGGCUAAGGACAGUCCCACCCUGAGUAUGAGCCGACAGGCUGCAGAUGGAAGCGAGGAUGCGGAGAACCCUCUGGACUGUGACAAAACAGACGUCCCAGACAGUUCCUCCACUUUGGACCCAGAGCUAACGCCAUCUCCUUGUGAUGACGCUGCCUCUCAGCCAGUCUGCUCCUCCCCUCGAACCCCCAUCUCUACAUGUGGAGACCUGGUCCUCUCUCUGGAGUACCGGCCCGAAUCGGAGAGGCUGCUGGUCACCAUCAUCACGGCCCGUGACAUUCCUGACAAGGCUCGCAGUGGGAUGGACUCUUGGCAGGUGCACAUGGUCCUGCUGCCCUCCAAGAAGCAACGCCACAGGACGUCUGUGCAGAAAGGCUCACUGCCGCAGUUCAACGAGACGUUCCGCUUCUCCCGUUUAGAGCCGUCUGACCUGCAGCUGUCCGCCAUCCGGUUCAGGCUGUACGCCGUGGGGGGGAGGAUGUCCCGUGAGAGAAUGAUGGGGGAGAAGGUCCUUCGCCUAGGGGGGCUUGACACAGACAGGAGCACAAUGGAGGUAACGCUGGUUCUGGAGCCCCGAAGUAAUCUUAAGAGUUUGGACUCCCAGCUGAGUUUAUCAGCUGUGUCUCAGAGUGACAGCGCCUCGUCCACUCAGUCCCUGACUCACGGUGGUGUCCCCGAGCUGCUGGUUGGUCUCUCCUACAACGCCACCACAGGACGCAUGUCUGUGGAGCUCAUCAAAGGGAGCCACUUCAGAAACCUGGCCAUCAACAAACCUCCAGACACGUACGGACGUCUGACUCUGCUGAACUCUGUGGGUCAGGAAAUCUCUCGCUGUAAGACGUCGAUGCGCCGUGGACAGCCCAACCCCGUCUACAAGGAGACAUUUGUCUUCCAGGUGGCUCUCUUCCAGCUGUCUGACGUCACGCUGCUGAUCUCCAUCUUCAACCGUCGCAGCAUGAAACGCAAAGAGAUGGUGGGCUGGGUGGCGCUGGGCCAGAACAGCAGCGGCGAGGAGGAACAGCUCCACUGGCUGGACAUGAAGGAGAGCCACGGCCAGCAGGUCUGCCGCUGGCACGUCCUGCUGGAGGCGUAGCGCCCCGUCUCCCGAAAGCAGGACUUUUUAUCCGUGGGCUUUAGGGAUUAUGGUCAUUUGUUCUUCAGUUAGGAAGUUGUGUGAGUAAAGCGGACACACACAUAGGUCAUGCAGAGUAAGGGUUCUGACGUGACAUCACAUCUGGUUGGAUUCAACUCCGACAGCACUUCUCAUUUUCAGAAACACACACAUUCACACACCAAAAAGCACAUUUUGGAACACCAGGUUCAGCGAUUAGGAUGAUGUAAUCCUAAUAAUCCAAACAUUAGCUUUACAGUAAGAAAUGAAUGGUAAUUUGUUCAUUCAGGGAAGCGGAGUUUGGGUGACAAACUCCAAAUGGCAUUUACAAAGAGGUUCCCCAAAACGCCAGGAAGUGUUUGCAAGGGCUCAGCUUCCAGAGCCUUGUUCUCAUGUCGCUGGAAACUCAGGAAUGUUUUCUGCUGAAACUUUUCCCUCCAAAGCAACCACACCGCUAACAAAAUCAGACAUAAUUUACAACAUCUGCGAAUAAAUUGCAUUUAAUUUGCAUUAAAGUUGCACAGAAUGUGCAGUUUGUCACACGCUUUAUGUGACUUGGCCACGUGGAAAGGUUCCUGCAACAUUCCUGCGUGAUUCCAACUGAUGGAUCAGCCCAAACUGACACGCAGCAACAACCCUUCAGAUGAAUAGACAAGAGUGUGGUGCUUUGUAUGUUUCUGACUGACUAAAUGCAGGAUUUUCUCUCGUAUUUGAUGCCGUGUUUUACAGUGUAGCAUUUCUUCUGGAGGACCACGUGCCCUUAGACAGCAAGAGCGCAGAAGCUAAAUUACUUUAGAGUUCAAGUGGACGAGAAACACGCCUCAUUCAUAUUCAGAUGGCAUUCAUUUCCUCCAACACUCCGACGCUCGCAGACAGGAAGACCAGCAGCUGGAGACUCUUAACCCCGCAUAGAUGAGCCUCAUCAGUGCUGAAUGAUGCUUUCAGGCCUGAACUCCGUCUCAUUCACGUGGAAACGCUCAUGUCAACACGCCGAGCUGAAAGAGGCUUUAAAUGUCAACGCAGCUGUUAAUAAGGUGCAGAGAGUUAUCCAGGAAAGUGUCUGUGAGCGUGCAACGUAGUGGUUACAGCUGUUGAAAUGUGCCGUGCAGCAAUGCUGCUGAUCGUUCCGGUUCCCUUGUGCACAACUAGAAGUCCGAAGUUCAGCCCAGAGCAACGAUCGCUGAUAGAUCUGCACAGAACCGCUUCAUGUUUAGAUUCUGAUCAGACUUUAGGGAAAGUAAGCAUCUGCGUGACAUUUUACUAAACAACAGAGAGAAGAGCUCCUAAACCUGAUCAGACACACUGAUCAUCAGCUGGUCCGGAGCAUACAGGUGUGUGUUAACACAGAGAGACGCCUGUACUGCUCAUCAGUCUUAGGUGGGGUCAUGGGGUCAUGAGGUCAUUCCCGAUUUAUUGGAAGCCCGUCUGCAGAGAUAAAGAUUAUUCAUCCAUGGAAACAUUUUAAAACACUUGGACUCAACGUCCCAGAAAAUCCGUCCCGAGGUCAGUCCAGCUCAGGUAAAUCAACCAAUGAGAUUUGCACCAGAGUCACAGGUGCUGAAGGUCAAAGGUUAAAGUUUAUGAUCAGAUAAUUAAAGGUAAAUGGCCCGUAUUUGAUUUAGUGCCGUCUAGAGUCCUAUAACCCCCCAAGGCACCAUACAACACAAUCAGUCAUUCUCACACACACGCAUUCUCACCCUGGUGAUGGUGAGCUACAGUGUAGCCGCAGCUGCCCUGGGCGCACUGACAGAGGCGAGACGAGGAAAAGUAGGGGGUCGGUAGGGUGAAAGGUGAAAUGAUCUCUCUAAAACAAACACUUCUGAACCUAUAACGGUGCGUCUGAAAGAGACUUCUGAGACUAUGUGCUUUAAAGAGAUGAGACCAAUGUGUGUAAGUUCACCCACGAUGCAAACGUGGAUAUCUGCACAAACACCUCACACCAGCUGUCGGCAAGGUGGUGGGGGGCUGAUGAUUAGGGCUAGGGUCUCUCAGCCUGACAGCUGCAGUCUGGACCACACUGGGUCACCCAACCCUGUGAUCCCAAACACAGCAGCAGAAAGUCCAAGAGAGACAGAAAUGCCACAGCCAAUGGGUGAGAAGACCCCUGAAAGGUUUGUGUCCAGUUACCAGAGCAACUCUGGGAUUGUUGACAUGAGAAACUUUGAGUUAGAGGAAGUCUGUGGGUUGAGUGGGAUCUCCUCGUGGUUGCGAUGUAAAGGUUAAUGUUUCGUUUCCAUGGAUGCAAAAUGAUGAACAGGAAAACUUGGAAUGAUUGGAGGUUGUAGAGAUUCAUAAGUCAGAUGUUUUGUUGGAGCGGUCUCAUCAGCACUGCUGCCCUACUGGCAUGACUUCUAUUUACUGCACAGGAAAAUGUAUUUUAUGCAUGUUGACUUGUACAAAAUCUAUCUGAUAUAUUAUAUUUUUAGCAGUAACUGUCGACUGAAACGUCUGCCAGGACUGUACCUGCAUAUCUGCAUGCUCUAGUCGAAAUGUACGAUUGUGUUGCUGCAGAUGUGAGACAGUCCGAUUGUCCUGCAGAUGUUGUACAGCUACGCUACUGAUGAAGUGCCUGUGACGUGUCGGGAUGAAACAUAUCUACUGCAGCAAAGACGUGAUGCUGACGUGCAUGAAACCUUGCUGUUUCCUGGAUGCUGCUGUAGGCUGCGUGUACGGCAGGUCAGUGUGUGCGAGAUUGGACGAGGGCUGAUGCCAGACUUCACUCACAAGACAUGAUAAACCAAGUCCAGAGCUGAGAGCAUCAACGACAAAGGUCCUUCUGAUUGUUUAUCCAAACAGUGUCAGUUUUUUUGAAGAACUUUUUUCAUAGUUAUCAUCACCGAGGCGUUUCUCUGACCCCUCCUGUCCACCAGACGCGUGAGCGGUGUCUAAGAGGCGUUUUACCCGCCAACUUCCUUCCAACUGGGAGCGAAAACAUUCCAUGCAGCUUCUCCUGCAAUGUCACAAAAUCACGGGAGAGUUCCAACCCCACACGUGAUUUCAAACGUUCACAUGAUAAGCUAGGAACGUGCAUCCACAAAGAGUCUGAGCUUUCUUUUCUGUUCGGUUUACCUCGGCUACAGACGUUUCACAGGAAACAAAAUGUGUUUUUCACUGGUGAAGAAAGCUGCACGUGACUUUUAUUUAGAAAGGUUCUGGUUGUUUUUGACUUCCUGUCUGGCCCAAUCUGAACUGCCAAGUUUGACGUAAUCUUCUGGAAGCGCAGGAACUUUAUGAGCGCGUCCAAAACGUGACGCUUCGCAGACAGUGGAAAGGCACCCGUCUACUAAAACGGCGGCUAGCUGCCACAAAGUACGUUUUUCAGCCGUUUGCCGUGGGUUGAUGGAGAGGAUGGCUUGCAACACUUACUCACUGAUUUAUUUAUCUGUUUUGUUCUUUAAAGAGACUGAAUCCGGAACCGGAUCGUUACAUCUGGGACAGAAAUCUAGAAUAAUCUGGAAGAACAAGCGUCUGUAGAGGAUUGGAUGAAUGUAUCAGUGCAGAGCCCUAAGCUCAGGUUAUCAGCUGGACAACCUCUCAGUUGUGAUCAUAAGUCAGCACGAGGCUCAAGCUGUAGGAGAACAAUAUGCACUGCUAAAGAAAUCUGUCCCUUUUGAAAUGUGGACAUGUCCUCUAAGUCGUGUCCUCAUGCCUUAGAGAUGCAGAUGGACCUGACGAGCCAGCUGUGACCCCCUCAGACUCGAGAGCUGACCUGCUCAGCCGUAGAUCUGAUGACAGACAGGCUUGGCACCAGCGGGACGUUAGUCUAGAAAUCUAGACCAACCGUGUUGGCAGAAGAGUUUUCUUUGCAGGUCAUUCUAGUCGCGCUCCAUUGUAUCCUCAGCAGGUCUACCAUUGGCCCAACCAAUUUAUGCCCGGCCAAUCACAGCACUCUGUUUGAAAAGACGAUGGGCAUGGGCACCAGAGCUUUGACAGAGAAAAACUACAAAGAUGGCGUCGGCACAGGAACACAGCUAAUUUUAACAGCUUUGGCGUCAUCUUUGGAUGAUUUAGACUUCAGCCGGAUCACAUCCACCCUCCCUAGAGCACACCGGCCGUGCUGGGAUUCUGUAGGACUCACAGAUUGCCUCUGGUGUCCUCCCUGAUGAACCUGAUGUUGUCCGUUGGGUUGGGUCCAGCUUGGAUGUUGACCCAGGUGUCCUCCAUGGUGCAGCUAUGAUGUUCCCUCAUGGGCGUCCGGGGCUCUUUUUCCCACCUCCUCCAUUCAGAGGUUACCCACACAUCUAUGCACUUGUCUGCAAAAGGUGUCCCCAUAUUUGGAAAAAAGGUGAAAUCCUGGUCUCUGCUGAGGGAAGAUGUGGCGAGGUUAAGAAUAAGCAAAUCCUCUGCCUCAGGGGUAGCGAGGAGGUCCACAGCUGGAGGGGAGUCGGUGACGUUCUUUGGAUGUCAGGUUUCUCCCACUGGUCCUGAGAAUCUUAGUGGAAGGUCACCUGAUGUUCUUCUCUGGGGGAGUCUGAUGAUCCAUGAUGGGAUGGCUUCCUGCUGCAAUGUAAGGAACUUUUUACUCUUAGGAUUGGGUGAACAGCCUCAAAGGAAGAUGCUAUAUAAACUACUACCACCUGUAGUUGUUGCAUCCUGUGUCUUUGAUGGUUUUGCUGUGGGAUCAUUCUGCUUCGACUGGUUUUAAAACCCACAUUUAUUAAAAGCACAAUUAUAAUUUUGUUUUAACAUCGAACCAAACAUUUGAAUCUGCAUUCAGACCGUUUUGGUUGUUUAAUUCCCCAUCCUUCUCUACCACUGAGUGAGUCAAGUUGUCUAAACGGAAACACAAUGUAGUAGUCCUGACAUGAAGGGUAGGAUAAAGUUUUGCUCUUCUUUUUUACUAGUUUGUGAUUUUCGUCUAUUGCUCCGCAUCUGUCGACGGCCUUUCCUGGCACACAUCCUGUUGCUGAUGCUGAAGCAGAGUACGGUUGUUAUGGAAACAACGAUGCCUCUGUCACUUUGGGCAUGUGAACAUGAACAUGGAUCUUGAACUGGCUGUAAUCCUGCAUGUGGAACGCCUGCAGCACAAAGAAAACACCUUUUUGUACAAAGUUUUAUUGUUGCCAAUAAAAACCUCUUUCUGAAUCCA
This is a messenger RNA of Nothobranchius furzeri (turquoise killifish), 9722 nucleotides long. RefSeq names its product synaptotagmin XVI (gene syt16). Gene Ontology annotation, molecular function: phospholipid binding. NCBI's taxonomy places the organism in Eukaryota, Metazoa, Chordata, Actinopteri, Cyprinodontiformes, Nothobranchiidae. The record is from RefSeq and is a predicted model, not a curated record.